UCGGAGAACCACCACGGCGCCCAUCCAGCCACGGCGAAUACGGAGGAAUUAACCUGGAUGGAAAGCUAUUCAUUGUUGGAUUAAUUGCCGGAGGAUCGCGGGAGAAGAUUAAACUUGUGUAGGGUUUGAACCCGAACUGAUAAAAUGCCCUCUCGACUCGCUUGUUUUCGAUCCGGAGCGGUAUCUCGAAGUGUGAUGGCACAAGUCCAGUGAAUCGCUGGCCUCCCCUCCUCUCUUGUGUUGGAUGCCUUGGGGAGUGCGUUGCCACUGGUUUCUGGUGCUUCAGAUUUUUUUUUUUUUUAAAGGUUUUGUUAUAAUUUAAGUGUAUUGCUGAUUCUUCCCUUUAAUUGAGUGCUCAUCACCAUGGACAGACCUGGCUUUGGAAUAGGAGUGGCUAGCUAAGUCGGACAAAAUGUGGUUAAAUGGCAAGGAAACGAGUAGACCGUGAGGAUUCUCUAACCCUUGCCCCCGAGUCCCAACCAUCUGAGAGGGUGUCGGACCUCACUGAGGCAAACCUGGGCCGUUGGCACUAAAAUGUCCCUAAGUGGUGGCACUGCAGGCGGGAAAGGUGUGGACUCUAAUGCGGUGGACACUUACGACAGCGGGGAUGAGUGGGAUAUCGGUGUUGGAAAUCUGAUUAUUGACCUUGACGCUGAUUUAGAAAAGGACAAGCUUGAGAUGUCUGGCACCAAGGACGGCAUGUCAGCCCCACCCAGUGCAGUGGCAGCAUUGCCUGACAACAUCAGGUUUGUUAGUCCAGUGUCCGGCUCUCAAGGCAAGGAAAGCAAAUCCAAAUCCAAGCGCAGUAAGAACUCUAAAGACAAUAGUAGCAAAGCCUCAACCGGAGAUGGGGCCAAAAAAGAAACUACAGGACGGACUCAAGGGGAGCCCACGGGAACAGCAGCGAGUGCAGGAGCUGCUGGCAACAAUUCCACCUCUGGGAAGAACAUGGAAAAAGGGGGCAAAGCCUCCAGAGGUGUUCUAAGUGGUAAAAAGGAGAAGGAUGGGGCUAGUGGGAAAAGUAAGAAGGACAAAACAGAUGGAGGCCCAGUGGUGGCAAUAGCUGCUGCAGAGAAGGAUGUCGUGUCUCAAGCCCAAGUUGCUUUGGGGAGUAGUCGUAAUCCAUCCUUUGAGAACACACAAUCAACAGACUUGGCAGAGGCCAAUCAAAUGGGGAAUAUUGCACUUGAACCUGUUGGGAUAGUACCAGCAUUGACGUCAAAAACUGAACCAGAGGAGCUGGAAAAUAGCAGUAACGAAUGCAGAACAUUGAAGAAGGUGAAAAACGAAAAGAUGGAAUCUCCUGUCUCCACGCCAGCCCCUCCCCCCCUCCACCUCCUGGCCACGGUGGGCAACAGCGAGAUCGCCUCGCCCUGUGAGCAGAUAAUGGUGCGUACGCGCUCGGUGGCGGUGAACACGUCUGAUGUGGCCCUGGCCACGGAACCUGAGUGCUUGGGGCCCUGCGAGCCUGGAACCAGUGUCAAUCUGGAAGGCAUUGUGUGGCAGGAAACUGAAGACGGCAUGCUGGUGGUCAAUGUUACUUGGAGAAACAAGACAUAUGUGGGCACCCUGCUGGACUGUACACGGCAUGACUGGGCUCCCCCCAGGUUUUGUGAAUCCCCUACAAGUGACCUGGAGAUGAGGAAUGGCCGUGGUCGAGGCAAGAGGAUGAGACCCAACAGCAACACACCUAUCAAUGAGAACAGCAACUCAUCAGACAACAAAGGCACCAACAACAACAAGACGCGUGCUGCCUCCAAUAGCAAGGGGCGAAGGGGGAGCCAAACGCCAUCAGAGCGCCGCACACCACCCAAUAGCAACACAGAGGACAUCAAGGCUAGUCCUUCAUCAGCUGGAAAACGCAAGACUAAACCAGCCUCAGACAUGGAACCCAAUUCCAGCUCAGAGGACACCAAAGGCAACAAGCGCAUGCGGACUAACUCCAACAGCGGAGGAGUAGGGCCGACAGGUCUUCCCAUUCCUUCUAUCAAGACUGAGCCUCUUCCACCGCCCCUUGAUCGCAGCUGCCCCUCACCUGUUCUUAUUGACUGCCCACACCCCAACUGCAACAAGAAGUACAAGCACAUAAAUGGUCUCAAAUACCACCAAGCCCGUGCCCACAAUGACGACGACAUAAAGUUGGACCUAGAUGGGGACAGUGAAUAUGGAGAAGACUCCACUCUCCACCCUGAACCAGGGAAUUGCAAUGGAGCCUCAAUCUCACAGAAAGGAUGCUUGUCUCCAGCACGUUCAGUCACCCCAAAAGGAAGGGGCUUUGAUGCUCAGAGUCCCUCCCCAUCCCCUGGCAAGUUUGGCUCAAAGCAGAGUAAAAAGAAAAUUGUUGAUACAGAUCCAGAAACGGGUGGUACUCCAAUGGAUGGGUGCGAAGAUGGGCCAUGCCUCACUGAUGAGGCCAGUAAUGAUGGCUUAGAUGAGAAGAGAGGUUCAGACAAAUCCAAAAAGGCUAGCAGUGGCACAAAAGCUGACAAAAUGGCACAGAAAAAUAUGAAGUCACCACGACCCAUUGGUGCUGGCUCUGCAGCAUCUCAACAGAUCUAUUCUUUUCCUCCAGGAAACCCAAACACCUCUCCUGGGAUGACACCUAUGAUGCAAGGGAUCCCUAAAAGCCCCCAAAUGAAAGGUGCACAGCCUAAGCCCCCUGCCAUCGGAGAUUCUGCCUCCAGCAGCUCCAAAGACAAGAAGAAGAAAGACAAGAAGAAGAAAGAAGGUGCAAAGGAGGCUGACAGUCCCAAGCCUCCGGGAAAGGGAGGGAAAUUGGAGGAAGGAAAGCUUCCAUACUCUGAAUCUUCUGACCAGGGGAAUAAAGGGGAAGGGCUUCUCAAUGGUUCCUCAGACCCUCACCAGAGUCGCUUGGCCAGCAUCAAGGCUGAGGCUGACAAGAUCUACAGCUUCUCUGACAAUGCCCCCAGUCCAUCCAUUGGUGUAGCUAGUCGGAUGGAUGGCAGUGGGAUGCCACAGCCUCUCACACCGCUCCACGUAGUAACCCAGAAUGGUGCAGACAACUCAUCAGUCAAAACCAACAGCCCAGCAUAUUCAGACAUCUCAGAUGCUGGCGAGGAUGGUGAAGGGAAACUAGAAGGUGUUAAAGUCAGAACAGAUGAAAAAGGCAUCAGGGAAGGUGUCAAAAAAGCCCUCUUCCCAAACCAAACACCCAACAAAGAUUCUCCAUACUACGCUGGCUAUGAGACCUAUUACUCACCCAGUUACGUUAACCCAAGUCCCAGUGGGCCCAACCCAGGUACCCCAAUGGCUGAGGGUCAGGUUAAGAUCAAAAGGGAGGAUGAUCAGGACCAAGGUGAUGAAAAAGUCAAGGUUGAGGCUCAUGAAGACCGGAAAGCUGAUAGCAGUGCCCCUGGCCAGCAGCAGCAGCAGCAGCAACAACAGCAACCCUCAGUCAUCCAGCAGCGUUCCAACAUGUACAUGCAGCCUCUCUACUACAACCAGUAUGCCUACGCUUCCCCUUACGCAUACCAUGCCGAUCAGGCCUACCAUAACCACUUGAUGAACACCAACCCCGCAUAUCGGCAACAGUAUGAGGAGCGGCAGCGACAGGUGGCUGAACAGCACCGUGCUGCUGAGAAGAAAUCAGAUGUAGCCAUAAAAGAAAGAGAAUCCUCCAUGAAGGAGGAGUGGAAACAAAAGGGCCCCAUGCCUCCCAGCCUCUCCAAAGCCCCGAGCCAGUCAGACCUGGGCAAGACACCACAGCCCCCCAGCAAAUCCAGGGACUCUCCCUCUGAGCCCUCUUCAAAAUCCAUGGGAAACAUCAAGGGGGAGGACCCAAAGUCCCAGCAAGCUGAAGGGCUGAAGAUGAAACUGACUGAAGGGGGUCACCAUGGAAAGGAAGAGUCCAAGCAAGGGCUGGAGUCCAGAGGACAGGCAGGGAUGGAGCAGGCAAUGUGGUACAGACAGUACCCUGAGAGCCAGAAGCCCCAGUCAGAAGAUGAACACCAGCAACAGCAGCCCCGAUGGAAAGACGAAAGGGACAGAGAACGGGAACGUGACCGGAAAAUUAAGGAUGACAGGCCCAGGCCCAAGGACAGUAGUGGUGGUCCCAAAGAGGAGGGCAAAGAGUGUACUGAUCCCAGGAUCUCUUCUGAGGACCACCGGGCCAUGAGCAAGGACCCACGUUCUAAUGCCCACAUGCAGUUCUCAUCACCACUAGCACAGCACCAAGGCUACAUGCCCUACAUGCAUGGCUACCCCUAUGGACAAGGCUAUGAUCCCAGUCACCCUGGAUACAGGGGGAUGCCCUCAGUCAUGAUGCAGAACUACCCAGGUUCUUACCUGCCUGCAGGCUACCCAUUUUCUCCAUAUGGUGGUAAAAUGGCCGGAGGUGAUGAGGGCAAUGACAAAUCUCGUGCCAGCCCCACUGUCACCAAGUCAUCAUCGGACUCAAAAGCCCUGGAUAUCUUGCAUCAGCAUGCCAGCCAAUACAAGAGCAAAUCCCCCACAGUGAGUGACAAGCCCUCCCAUGACAGGGAGAGGGAGCAGGACAGAGGAGGAACUGGUGGAGAGAGAGAUCGGGAUAGGGAGCGUGACAGGGAAAGAGAAAGAGACAUGGACCGACCACGCUCCUCGCCCUCCCAGCGCAUCAUGCCCUCUCACCACCACCUGGGAUACCCUCUGCUCUCAGGGCAAUAUGACUUGUCUUAUGCCACAGGUCUCUCCUCAUCAGCUAUUGUUGCCAGUCAGCAAGCAGCAGCCCCCUCCCUCUACCCACCAGCACGGAGGUGAGAACGGGAAACCUGACCGUCACACCUCCACCCUGCAGAGAUUCAUGUGACUGGCUCACAUGAGAAGAAGAUCUCCCGGAUGUUACCUUUUAGACAUCAGUUGAAUGGUGUUUCUAUCUAUAUUUUUAGUUCUUCUGCCCCAAGGCCAGGCAGUCUGUUGUUUUUUUCCCCCUUGUGAACAACCCCCAAAUUCUCAAACCUUGGACUGUCACAGGACUGAUACAACCCAGGUUCAAAGCCAUCACUCUGCUCCAUCAUGCAGAGGAAACACCUACCCGCUGAUUAUCUAGUCUUUGCACUGUUGACAAAUACAAUGCAAAAAGAGACUAAUGGACUGCCAGAACAGCUUUUUUUUUCUUUGACUGCAUUGUUUUUUGUCAUGCGCAGAAAGAAAUUGGCAGGGGAUUUUGGGGGGUUGGGUGGCUGAUGGGAAAGGGGAGUCAAACUACAAUAAAGACUGACAAGAAAAGUGAAUCAUGUUGAAAUGAUUGAAACUAUGUCUUUGGCUUAUUGUAUGCCGUGAAACAACAGUAUAUCCUUAACUUGACAAAUGUUUGGCUAUAUUUCAUGGGGAGAGGGAAUAUGGCGAUAGCUGCUUUCUUCAGAGACUUAAGACCCUGAGAUUGAAGUUUUCAUUUUCCAUCAUCAUCGGUUACUCCCAUCCUCAUUGAACCUUCAGUUCUUGUUUCAGGGAUGAUGUCAUGUUUUGCGAAGGGACCGCAUACACCUCAAUGGAGAAUAAACACUAUUCAUGUUUUGUUUUUCUUACAUGUUUUCUUUUCUUGAUAUUACUUUAAUUCAGUACUUUGCUCCAUAUCGUGUUCAUCUUUGAAUGUGUGUGUCUAAUGCUGGUAUCAUUGCUAUUUACCCUCACACUGAAAUGGCCACAUCUGUCCUCACACUCACGCUUACUACACUCACUUGGGCAGUUGUUAGCAUGGAUUCUUAUCAGCAGCUAGUUUUGGAUCUUUUCAAAGCUGGGUCGAAGAGUCUGAUCGACCCACAUCGGUUGUCAGCCUCUUUGUUUCAGUAGGCGCCUGUGCUAUAACUGUAUGGUCAACUACUCGCACACCAAUCAUGGCUGCAAGGAAUGAUUUUAAAGACCUUUCAACUGCUACUAUUAUAGAACAAAUACGAACCACUCAGGCACAGAGAAUGAACUGCCCGAGAAAGGUAGAGAGAACAAGUGAAAUGCUUGAAGCAAAAGCUAAAUGGGUAAACUGGGUAAAAUGGGACCUUGAUCGCGCACACAUGACUGACACAGAUAGGCUCUCUCUUGCCCAAUCAGCCAAAAAGAAGCACUUUGCUCUAGCCUUUCCCUAGGAACUCACACUGGUGGUGCAACUCUGAUCCAAGAAGGAGCCCUAUUUGGAUUCAGCCAAGUCUGGUCAACAUCAAACACACAUAAAAUGUGACUGUUACAUGGUCAUACUGUAAACAGCCUCUUCCCAUAGAGUUCCCUCUUGACUUUAAAUUACGUUUCAGUUCUCUUUAACCUCAGGGGUUCUAAGUGAAAUUCUAUCCAUAUGCCAUUUGCAUUGAUUUUUGAGGGCCUCUGUUUGUGGGUGUUGAACAAGCACAUAUUCUCUGAGCUAGAUGUGCUGUAAUGGUCUGAGUUUGUUCAGGAACAGUGGAAUAGCUGAUUGUUUAAGGUAUUUUAUCCCACGCCACGUUGUGGUCUGUUGUGAACAGAAGUCUUGGUGUUUCUUUUAUGCAUCAAAAUGAGAGUGGGGUAUUGGCCAUGUUGUCAGUAAAUGUUUUGUCCAAAUAACGUGUUCCUACAAUUUCAUUCGAUUUGGUUUUAUGAUCAUUUUUAAGCUUCCAUAUGUUGUAGUUUAUUUGUUAAAUAUGUGAUCGAAGUUAAAAAGCCACCGGUCUCGAGUUAAAUACCCUUUGAAGUUGGAUGUUACACUAUUUGACGAGAACACUACUCGAAAUUGAAAACUGCAGCUCUUGAUUUUGUGGUUUGAGGACAUUCCAUAUAUUGAGUUGCCAGUUUCUCAUCCCGCAAAGUUCGCAAGAUGGUAUAUCUUUGACUUGUGCGCAUUUCAAAGCAGAAUGAUGAUCUGACAUAAAUAAGCUGAAUGUGGUGGUCCUUGACUUUUUCUUAAUCUGUAAGGGUAAUCUAGGCAGCUGUGAUGUUGUCAUUAAAGUCAGUGGGUUUUAGUACCAGCAGACUGCAUACAUAUAGUUUUAUCAGACAAUGGUUGUGACAAGUGCAUUUGUUCUCUCUCUGAGAGUAGUAAUGUUAUCUCAGUAGUAAACAAAACCCAGUGAAAAUCAUAUAUACUAAAGUGUAUGAAAGCCAGAAAAGUAAUGUUUGCUAUCAACUUAUUGGAAAGUGCUUGGCUCUGUAUUUUGCAGGACUGUAUUUGUUUCAUGGUGAAGAGUAUAUUUAUUGGCCAGCAGUUGUCUCAAUUGGUGCCUAGUUGAAUAUUCUCCUGUGAAAACGCAGAGACACUUGCUCGUUUGUCCUUUCCUGACCCACCUACUGUCACUCAAAACCCCAAAGUACCAACACGGUACUUGCAAGGAUGUUUACAAUGUCUUCAUUUCUUUCUAUGUGAGAAAUUCAGAACUCUUCCCCUGUCCUCCUCCCCCCUCCCUUCAGGAGUUUGUGUAAAGUGUACAUUAUCAUGGUUCUUUUUUAUACAAUACUCUGUAACUUGCCUUUGUAAAUUUGGGCUGAAAAAAAAAAUAAUAAAUCUUUUUAUGAGACAAUC
Molecule: messenger RNA, 7477 nt
Organism: Myripristis murdjan (pinecone soldierfish)
Lineage: Eukaryota; Metazoa; Chordata; Actinopteri; Holocentriformes; Holocentridae
Gene: znf609b
Product: zinc finger protein 609b
Exons: 9
Coding region: 535-4755 (1406 amino acids)
Biological process (GO): regulation of transcription by RNA polymerase II
Cellular component (GO): nucleus
Source: RefSeq, a predicted model, not a curated record